AUGGUUCGAAACUCCAGAACGUUUAGGAAGCGUAUCAGUUCUACCUGCUUGAAACGUCGAGUUACGGAAUCUUCCGAUUUGACGAAGACAAAAGAAAGUCUCGAGACGAGACAGAAUGCUGUGUCCUUGCGUCGACGUGUGACUUCACUGAGCAGCAACGCUGCUGCAUCUCAAGGUGAUGCAAAUUCCCACGGUCACUCUCGAUCUAACUUCCAUACAGAACGACGCCGACGCUUGCAGACGGUUAUCCGAGAGAUUUACCAGGGUGUUCGGCGCGCACACCUGGUGGCUCGUUGGUCGCAAGUGAUUGAUUUGAUGCAGUCGAAUCGACAUCUAUUAAGGGACCAGUUGCGCACUGCAAAAGCUGCGAAUUUGUCCGCAUCUUCUGUGCUCGCAUCGGAUGAUCUGCUCUCGUUAAGCAACGAUCCAGCGAUGCUGUCAUCGCCUCCCCCGACUGCAGCACAACAUCAAGCCAUACUGGCGGAACCUGUUGAAAUCCCUCAACUGUAUAAUCAGUUCGGUCGUUUUGAGGCACGAAUCGGAGGCAAACUGUACCGGGUUGGGUUGAACAUGAUUCCCCAGAUUGAUCCUGUUCCCCAAAUGUGCACUUGGGCUCCGGUCCAACAUAAUUUUUCCGUGGAGGAUGAAACAGAAUUAUCAAACUUACCAUAUAUGGGUGAUGAUCAGGCACAAGAGGAUGCGAGCUUUCUCGAGGAAUUGCUAAACAAUUAUGACGGUCGUUUGCAUGGCAAUUUCCCAUUUGAUUUUGAGGAGGUAUUCCUCGGUCCGUUGGUCAGUGAAGUAGCCAGACAUUGGCCUGAAAUUAGCCGCAAAUGCGGUUUACCUGUCGCCAAUUCAGGGAUAACAGACCGAGGGCUUCCGGAGUCAGAAACUCACAAUGCAUUGGGGGAUACAACAAAGGCCGCAUCUCGCACAGACUCCAAGUCACCCCUUGUAUCUGCGACACGGAAGUCCAAACGAAUUCGCUCGGACACGGAUCCGGAUCCGGAUAACCAACCNCCAACCACUUCCCACCUCCUCACCGGCUGUGAAACGCUCGAGACGCUGCCGGUGGCCUACUCGGAAUUCCCUAAAUAACAAGUCGACGGUCAUGCACUUCGUUCCGCGUCGUGUACGAGCAGUCCAGUCAAAUCUGAGGAAUCCGACUUAGUCGCCCGCUCUAAAUCUGUCUCCGGCGGACAGACCGUGCGGAAUGAUUUUACGGAACAGUCACCACACGGUACUACUUCAAAUUCUCUUACGCGCGCUUUGGACUCACCCGUUAGUGUCAUGCAGUGUAAUACAAAUAGUCCUCUCCGAAUCAGACGAACCAGUGGUCCCAGUGUUCCGGAUGCCGUUUUCACAGCCAUUGCUGGUACCUUUGGCUCUACAGAUGAUGUUGUCAAGCUGCAGACUCGCUUCUUUGAGCAGAAAGAACGAACGUCCAAUUCACAC
Messenger RNA from Echinostoma caproni, 1455 nucleotides. Lineage: Eukaryota; Metazoa; Platyhelminthes; Trematoda; Plagiorchiida; Echinostomatidae. The record is from the annotation of a GenBank genome assembly.